Messenger RNA from Ramularia collo-cygni, 900 nucleotides. RefSeq lists its product as uncharacterized. Gene Ontology annotation, molecular function: protein dimerization activity. Lineage: Eukaryota; Fungi; Ascomycota; Dothideomycetes; Mycosphaerellales; Mycosphaerellaceae. The record is from RefSeq and is a predicted model, not a curated record. Bases 1 to 900 code for a protein of 299 amino acids. The transcript is spliced from 2 exons.
AUGUCGGAAGCCGUGAUCAACGAUGCAUGGCGCCGCCAAUACCUCCACCAGAUGUCUAUGCCCGUGAAUCACUGGCAGGCAGGUCCCGGUCUCGUCGACGGCGGCAUACAGGAUGCCGACCUGAGGAUGUUUCAGCCUGAAGCAGCCGAUUACGAAGAAUCCUACCACAACGACACGAACGAGCUGAUCUCUCAUCUCAACUAUGCCCCGGAGGCAAGCUGGGGUUCGGAUAUGGACAUGGCCACGCCGUCCACGGCUGGCCUCACGAGCGACGCACUUGACGGCUACCACAACCUGCGACACACGAGUACCAUCAACCAGCACCUCAACCUGCAAGUCCGCCACGAGCGAAUGACCUCCGCCGCACACAGUCCUCACAGCUCAUAUAGCGGCAUGAGUCCGCAUCGAUAUCACGUCAAGCCCCACGAAGCUCUUCGCAAGGAAGAACGACCGAAUCUAACCCGAGCGAUCACGGCUCCAGCCAUCGUGGACCAACGACCGCGAAGGAGUGCUUAUACUGCGGGAUCACCACCCGUAAAGCGUUCUGCCAGCGAGGACGAAGACGAUGAAUAUGUUCCCAGCGAGGAUGCCAAACCUCGAGGCCGAAAGCGACAACGCAUUCCGCACACAGCCGUUGAAAGACGCUAUCGCGAGAAUUUAAAUGCACACUUGGACAAGCUUCGCCAGACUGUUCCUUCACUGGUAUCUAAGCCUCCCGCUGGCGCUUCAAAGUUGGGCGGGACUGUGGGAGAAGGAGUAAAGCCGAGCAAGUGUGAGAUUCUCAACGGGGCCAUCGAACACAUUGGUGCGUUGGGUAAGGAGAAUUCGGCGCUAAAGACGGAGUGCAAGGCUUUGAAGUCACGUCUGGAAGAUUUGGAGAGAUGGUUGCCGCACAGGUAG